GGUGAAAAACGCUCAAGAUCAUUCCAUUUAGAUGACCAAGAUGGACAUCCGGGGUGCUGUGGACGCUGCCGUCCCAACCAACAUUAUUGCGGCCAAGGCGGCGGAAGUCCGAGCGAACAAAGUGAACUGGCAGUCCUACCUUCAGGGGCAGAUGAUUUCCGCUGAAGACUGUGAAUUUAUUCAGAGGUUCGAAAUGAAAAGAAGUCCUGAAGAGAAGCAAGAGAUGCUUCAAACUGAAGGCAGCCAGUGUGCUAAAACGUUUAUCAAUCUGAUGACGCACAUCUCUAAAGAGCAGACGGUUCAGUACAUCCUAACCAUGGUUGACGAUAUGCUCCAGGAAAAUCACCAGCGUGUCAGCAUUUUCUUCGACUAUGCGAGACGUAGCAAGAACACUGCCUGGCCCUAUUUUCUGCCAAUGUUGAAUCGCCAGGAUCCUUUUACUGUUCAUAUGGCAGCAAGGAUUAUUGCCAAGUUGGCUGCGUGGGGAAAAGAACUGAUGGAAGGCAGCGACUUAAAUUACUAUUUCAAUUGGAUCAAAACACAGCUGAGUUCACAGAAACUGCGUGGUAGCGGUGUUGCUGUUGAAACAGGAACAGUCUCUUCCAGUGAUAGUUCUCAGUACGUGCAGUGCGUGGCCGGGUGCCUGCAGCUGAUGCUCCGGGUCAAUGAGUACCGCUUUGCCUGGGUGGAAGCAGAUGGCGUAAACUGCAUAAUGGGAGUUUUGAGUAACAAGUGUGGUUUCCAACUCCAGUAUCAAAUGAUUUUUUCAAUAUGGCUCCUGGCAUUCAGUCCUCAAAUGUGUGAACAUCUGCGACGCUAUAAUAUCAUUCCUGUUCUAUCUGAUAUCCUUCAAGAAUCUGUCAAAGAGAAAGUAACAAGAAUCAUUCUUGCAGCAUUCCGUAACUUUUUAGAAAAAUCGACGGAAAGGGAAACCCGCCAGGAGUACGCGCUGGCCAUGAUCCAGUGCAAAGUGCUGAAGCAGCUGGAGAACCUGGAGCAGCAGAAGUACGACGAUGAGGACAUCAGCGAGGACAUCAAGUUCCUGCUGGAGAAGCUGGGCGAGAGCGUCCAGGACCUCAGCUCAUUCGAUGAAUACAGUUCAGAACUUAAAUCUGGAAGGUUGGAAUGGAGUCCCGUGCACAAAUCUGAGAAAUUCUGGAGAGAGAAUGCUGUGAGGUUAAAUGAGAAGAAUUACGAACUCUUGAAAAUCUUGACAAAACUUCUGGAGGUGUCCGAUGACCCACAAGUCUUAGCAGUCGCUGCUCAUGACGUUGGAGAAUAUGUGCGGCAUUACCCACGAGGCAAGCGGGUCAUCGAGCAGCUCGGCGGGAAGCAGCUGGUCAUGAACCACAUGCACCACGAGGACCAGCAGGUCCGCUACAACGCCCUGCUGGCCGUGCAGAAGCUCAUGGUGCACAACUGGGAAUACCUUGGCAAGCAGCUGCAGUCUGAGCAGCCUCAGACUGCGGCCGCCCGCAGCUGAGCCUCGCCGGUCCGCCUUCCUGACCCCAGACUGCGGCCGCCCGCAGCUGAGCCUGUCCACCUUCCUGACCCCAGACUGUGGGCCGCCCGCCCCGCAGCUGAGCCUGUCCACCUUCCUGACCCCAGACUGUGGGCCGCCCGCAGCUGAGCCUCGCCUGUCCGCAUUCCUGACCCCAGACUGUGGGCCGCCCGCAGCUGAGCCCUGCCCGCCUGCCUUCCUGACCUGGGACAGACCCCUGGGGUGAGAGCCUCCUCCUUAGAGCAAGCAUAACUAAUUUUAGGUUUACUUUUGUUUCUUCUGUUGUGUAGCUUUUCCUGAUGUUAAUUUCCAAAAGAGAAAGCCUUUGCCCUUUGAGUUGUAUAAAAUGUAGGUGCCUUCUGUGCCUAAGAACAAUGUUACCGUUACAUUUGCCACUUGUAAUUUCUGUAUUUAUUGUUCUCUGGAAAUGAAUGUAGUUAUUAAAGGAUUCUCACUCCAGGUA
Tupaia belangeri chinensis (Chinese tree shrew) is the source of this 1964-nucleotide messenger RNA. RefSeq names its product ATPase H+ transporting V1 subunit H (gene ATP6V1H). The record is from RefSeq and is a predicted model, not a curated record. Bases 32 to 1483 code for a protein of 483 amino acids. Gene Ontology annotation, molecular function: proton-transporting ATPase activity, rotational mechanism. Gene Ontology annotation, biological process: proton transmembrane transport. Lineage: Eukaryota; Metazoa; Chordata; Mammalia; Scandentia; Tupaiidae. The transcript has 13 exons. Gene Ontology annotation, cellular component: vacuolar proton-transporting V-type ATPase, V1 domain; lysosomal membrane.